Messenger RNA from Prorocentrum cordatum, 1022 nucleotides. The record is from the annotation of a GenBank genome assembly. Lineage: Eukaryota; Dinophyceae; Prorocentrales; Prorocentraceae.
AUGGCUCAGUAUCCUAAUGACGUCUGCGCCCACGUCUUCCUGUCGUGGGUGUGGCCCCAGCUGCGCACGAUGCAGGACCGCUGGCAGCAGCACGAGCUCGGCGAGCGCGUGAUCAGCGAGGCGGAGCGCGUCGAGCUGACGGAGUGGUCCGUGGUGCUGCGCAGGGUCCUGCCGCUGCUGCUGACGGCCCUGGGGCAGGUGCAGGCCAUCGACGGCAUGACGCUUGCCGGCGCCGCCUACGCGUUCUCCCGGCUGCAGCUGCAGGCGCACGAGAAGAGGAGCGGCAAGGCGGAGCUGGCGAGGGCCAUCGAGCGCCUCGAGCGCGACCUCGCCACCACCACGAGUCCAGGGCCUCGGGCGGCCGACCAACGGGUGUGCGAGGUGUCCGCGUGCGUCUCCUUCGACCCGCCUUCGCUCCGGCCGCCCAGCCACGCGCUCUUCGACGAGGAGGGCGAGGCUGCGACCCUGAUCCUGCAGCCGCUGCCGCGCCUGAUGCAGGACCCGGACCGCCUUUGCAUGUUGACCCGGCUCUACGCCAGCUGGAUCGACCUCUCCCUGCGCGCGCACUUAAAGGGCGCUGGGACCAGCGUGAAGCGCGCCGCGGCCCCAGGCGACCCGCACGAGCACCUGGCGAUUCUGGAGGCCGGCAUCUCGAAACGGCUGGCCCUCAGCAACCCGGAGGCCGUGCUGCUCUCCCGGCUCGGGGAGAACCCGUACCUCCGGUGCUUCUUCUUCCUCGCGGUGGCGAGGCGCCGCCCCGAGGCCGCAAGCCAGGCGCUCGGCAAGGCGUGCGAGGAGGUCGAGAAGGCGGUGGCGCAGGAGCUCGAGCUCUGGGCCUUCUGCGAGAAGGAGCUCGACCGGCAACAGCAGGUUCUACGCAACGGGGAGGAGUUCGAGGCGCGCUUCCGGAAGAAGCAGGCGAGCACUGGAAAGAAGUUGCAGGCCCACCCGCCGCUGCCGUUCAGCCGCUCGCCCGGGGCCAUCCGCCUGCGCACCCCGCCCCUGCUGGGCAGCCAGGCGCC